UAAAUCUAAGUAUUGGAAUAACCACCAGCUUUUGGGGAUUUGGCUGCCCCAUUCUUUGCAGUUCACCCUAAUUGAGUGACCACAGCUGGCCCACACUAGGACCCCGGUCACAGGGGGUAUGAAAGGUGGAGCAUCCCUGCCCUACUUUUGUUUCAUACACCUAUCAUGUUUUAUCUGAUACCUAGACUGUAAGCUGUCUGGGCAGUCAGUGUCUUUUGUUGUUGCGAUGGGACCCUGAGCCUUGACUGGGGUUAUGUGCUACUGAAAUAUAAAAAAAUUAGGAAGGAAAUGUCUUGUCUUGGCUAUUUGUGCCAGAUCAGUUUUUUCUGCAUCAGAUAACGCCUGCAAAAGAUGCCUGAGGAUUCUACUGACAGCCGGUCCUUCCAUCCUCCCCAGUGUUCUGCCCUCUACUGGUAUGUCUACACUGCAGCAAGGAUGAAGCCUGUGUAGACAGACUUGCACCAGGGAAGCUUGAGCUAGCGUGCUAAAAAUAGUGUGAAUGUUGCUGCACCAGCAGAGGCUCGGGCUAGCCACCCGAGCUCAGACCCAGCAACGUCCACACUACUAUUUUUAGCUUGCACAAGUCCUAUUUGUAUGAGUCGGUCUACCCAGGCUGGGAAGCUCACUCCCAGCUGCAGUGUAGACGUACUCUAAGAAGAGCCAAUGACCAGACACUGCUAACAUGACACUGAGAUAGCUCUUUGAUACAGGGACCAUCUCUUCCUAGGUUUGUACAGCAUCCAGCACAAUGGAUAAAUGUGAAAUAUUUAUGCCUUUCCUAUUACUAGAAAGUGCUAAUUUUUGUCAGAUAUUUAUGAAUUGUUUAAGAAAGAAUUAACCUAUCAUGCUAAAUGACCAUUUAUUACUCACUAUGAAGGGUUUUUUUCCCUUCCUUGUUUGGAUUUGCGCUUUUGUUGAUGCAUUAUAGGGCUCAUGAUUUGAUCCUGUGGUGUGUAAGGUGUUGUAGUUAGUCAUGUUAGUCUAAAUUAGCUUAGUCAUUAUUUGUAUAGUUGGGAGUCAAAGGAUGCACAUGAUUCUUUCAAUAAACAGCUGCUACUGUGGUUUACAGUUAGUAUAAAUGUGCAGUAACUUUUGUGACACCGCUGAAAGGUUGGGACCUGAUUCAUGGGCAAUAAAACUAUGUUGGUCCUAAUGUGGACACUGCAUUUGUAACAAUCUGGGAGGUGCAGUGGAUCCCUGAGGAGUGUCAAGGUGUCGGAAUUAUGCUUGACUUAGAGACUUUCUGUGCCAAGUUCAUUACUUUUAAGACCAAUAAAGUGAAAACAGCAGCUUUCAGGGAAGUAGAACAGGGAUGCUUCUAAGCAAAACCUGGGCCUAACUCUCAUCAGAAGCUAAUGAAGAGAGAGUACUACUUCCUACUAGUAGAUGAUUUUUAUACUGGAUAAAGUUAGGAAGAAGAUUAAUAGUAAUGCUGCCAAACUAAAAAGGGCCCAGUAAUUUGGAAGGCAGUUGAACAAAAGGAACUUCUUGCUUGGAUGGACAUUAUUCUUCAAUGUGCCUUGUCCGAAGACUUCCAAGGAAGUCCACAAGAGCCUAUGGUUGUUGCUUCUUUCCAAGCUAGAGUGUAAAAGUUUUCCAGGGUAUGCUAUCAGGACAUUCUGCACCAUCUAUGUGAGAUGAAUCGGAAAGAUGCUGAUGCAAAGGUGUUUCAAGAAAUCCACCUACUGCAAGCCAGGCUUACAAGGAAUUUCCAGAAGCUUUACACUUGUGCACAGACUCCGUGUGCCAAAAAAUGCCAAGUGCAGAUGAGUGGUGCACAGUACAAUAGUGACUUGCACCUGGCUCUCCUCCUGGUUCUGGAAACUGGGUAUAUAUGAAAUAUCUGUAUUUAUUCUGUUACAUAUUUACUUACUAUGGGGGAAAAUAUCCCCUUGAUUUAUGUCUUUCUCAAACUUCUUACAUCUUAUUACUAUAUGAGAUACAUUGUGAAGUUGGAGAGUUCUGCUUCCAUUAAGGCAAUAAGAGAGGAAUGUUCUGCCUGUUAUAUAAGAUUUCUGUUUACUGCCUAUUGGGAAGACCCUCACAACUCUGGGUAUGUAUCAUCUCCAGGACAUAAUCUACACUUGAAUGCCCAUAGAAUGUAUGAACAUUCUUCAACUGCGGAUCAGCUGAAGGGCUGGACAAUGCCUGCAGUAUUUCCAUUAUCCAAAGGAAAAGAUACCUCUCCAUUCAUUUACCUGCAGGUCUUUUGGCUUCUCAUCCACAUUGCUUGCAUCAAUGCUUGUCUUCUGUAUUCUCUGCAGCUGUCCCAGUCUUCUAGGAAAGGAUCUCUAGGCUUUGACACCUGCAAGUAUUUGAUGCUGACCUGUGUUUCCUUACGUCCAAUCUAGGCACUUCCUAUCGCGACCCACACGCCCUCCCAGUUCUGAAACUGUGCACCUGGAGCAUUCGAAGCAUUCUAGUGAGGAAUCCAACGAUGAGACAAACCAACUGUACCAAGGACUCACUGGCCUGCGUAACUUGGGCAACACUUGCUACAUGAAUGCAGUUUUGCAGUGCCUCUGCAGUAUAUCCCCGUUGGUGGAGUAUUUUCUCUCAGGGAAGUAUGUACCAGCCCUACACAAGGAAAACGGUGAGGUUGCUACCGCCUUUGCCUAUUUGAUGGCCGAUAUGUGGCUGGGAGAGUUUGAGUGCAUCUCACCAGAGGUGUUCCGUUCAGUCAUUGGCGACUUAUGCCCGGCUUUUACCAAGAAGACUCAGCAGGACGCCCAGGAGUUUCUGAUUUAUGUACUGAACGAAUUACAUGAGGCUCUUAAGAAGUCAUACAAAAGGAGAUGCUAUGGGAACACAUCCACUUCUAGGGAAGAUAGGGGAACUGGCAGUGAAACAUCAAUCAUCACCCAGCUCUUUGAGGGGCAGCUCAGUUAUGACAUUUCAUGCCUGGCGUGUCAGACCACCACGGAUAAGAACGAGGUCUUCACAGUUCUCUCUCUUCCCAUCCCUUCUGAGAGUGCAUGCUCUCUACAGGACUGCCUUGAAUGUUUCUUUCAACAAGACACACUGACCUGGAACAAUCAAAUUCACUGCUCCUUCUGUGGAACUAAGCAAGAUGCUGCAGUAAAGGCCAACAUAGGCAAGGCGCCAAAGAUGGUUAUUUUUCACUUAAAGAGGUUUGACUAUCAAGGCAGCUACAAAAGGAAACUGGGGACUAACAUCUACUAUCCACUAAGCAACUUGGAUCUUUCGCCUUAUAUUUAUCCACUCUUUCGGAAGAAUCCAAAAUACAACUUGUGUGCUGUGGUGAACCAUUUUGGUUAUCUGGAUGGUGGCCAUUAUACGGCAUUCUGCAAGCACACGCUCACCCAGAACUGGUACAGCUUCGAUGAUGCACAGGUCAGCGAGAUUCCACAAUCCUCAGUGCAGUCUGCUGCAGCUUAUCUCCUAUUCUACAGCUGUAAAGCCUUCUCUGUACCUACCAAAACCCAUAAGUACUAGGAAAAUGUCUCUGUGAGAACAGUCCAAUUAUUAGAAUUCACUGACAAUGGUAGUUAACUCCCAUUUUGCCAUUAAACUAGUGCAUCUGCA
Messenger RNA from Chelonia mydas (Green sea turtle), 3546 nucleotides. RefSeq names its product ubiquitin specific peptidase 50 (gene USP50). Gene Ontology annotation, cellular component: midbody; extrinsic component of endosome membrane; extrinsic component of plasma membrane. The record is from RefSeq and is a predicted model, not a curated record. The coding region runs from base 2500 to 3456 and encodes 318 amino acids. The transcript is spliced from 8 exons. Gene Ontology annotation, biological process: endosome organization; protein K63-linked deubiquitination; protein K48-linked deubiquitination. Lineage: Eukaryota; Metazoa; Chordata; Testudines; Cheloniidae. Gene Ontology annotation, molecular function: cysteine-type deubiquitinase activity.